Lactuca sativa (garden lettuce) is the source of this 1663-nucleotide messenger RNA. Its product is annotated as putative (S)-N-methylcoclaurine 3'-hydroxylase isozyme 2. The record is from RefSeq and is a predicted model, not a curated record. Lineage: Eukaryota; Viridiplantae; Streptophyta; Magnoliopsida; Asterales; Asteraceae. Gene Ontology annotation, molecular function: heme binding; iron ion binding; monooxygenase activity.
AUGAAUCUGGAAAGUGUUAGAAUGCGAGAGAUGAUGAUGUUCUUGAUUCCAUGGUCACUCCUUUACUUCUUCUUCUUCUUCUUUCGUAUGAUUAGAUCUUCGAAAGAGCUACCACUCCCACCAGGCCCAUAUGCAUGGCCAAUCGUAGGCAACCUUUUUCAAAUAGGAAAAAAUGCUCAUGUUCGUCUUGCAGAGAUGGCCCAAGUGCAUGGACCACUCAUGUCACUCCGUCUUGGUCAACAAAUCCUUAUCGUCGGAUCAUCAUCUUCUGCAGCUUCGGAAAUUCUCAGGACCCAUGAUCAUGUGCUUGCGGGUCGAGACGUACCAAGAGUGCUUCAAGGCAAGGAAUCAACCGUUCACAAUAUGAAUCUUGUCUUUACAUCAGAAACCGAUGAUUCCUGGAGGAAAAUCCGGAAUCUCUAUACAUCAAAGAUUUUUUCAAGUAAAGCUAUGGAAUCUCGUGCGGACAUGAGAGAGAAGAAAGUUAUGGAGAUGGUGAAGUACAUAGCUUCAAAAGGUGAUUCUAAUAUCGGUAUAAAAGAUGUCAUGCUUGUAACUUCCACCAACAUCAUAGGAAAUACAUCAUUAUCCAUGGAUCUUGUUGACUUUGAAGGCAAUGGAAUAGGUGCAGGGAUCAAGGACUCUGUAAGAAGACUUUCUUCCUUGGGUACACAGGCACAAUUAGCAGACUUAUAUCCGAUAUUUGGCCGAUGGGAUCUUCUUGGCUGGAAGAAGCAGGUCAUGCAGAUCAUAGAACAAGAGCUUGGACCUAUCUGGGAGGUUAUCAUCGAAAAGAAAAGAAAUGGAAGCAAUACUUCUUCGUAUUUAAAAGAUUUUACUGAUAUUUUAAUUGAAAAAGGCUGUACACAUCAACAAAUCAAUGCUUUGAUGGAGGAGCUUUUUUCGGCUGGCACUGAAUCUAUAGGAUUUACGACAGAAUGGUUUGUUGCGGAGCUUCUCAGAAACCAAGAGGUAAUGCAAAAGGCUAGGGAUGAAGUUCUGAAAACGAUUGAUGGGAAUGUAGUUAAAGAAUCAGAUUUGGUUCAUCUUCCCUUUCUCGAAGCAUGCUUCAAGGAAACCCUAAGAUUGCACCCACCAGCACCACUUCUUCUGCCUCAUAGAGCUAUGCAAACAUGUGAGGUGAUGGGAUACACUAUUCCAAAAGAUAGUCAAUUAUUGGUUAACGUCUGGGCAAUCAGUCGUGAUCCCAAGAUCUGGGAUGACCCUUCGGACUUCAAACCUGAAAGAUUCGUCGGAUCAAAGUUGAGUUAUAAAGGUAAAGACUUUGAGUACCUGCCAUUUGGUGCUGGGAGAAGAAUGUGUCCUGGAGAAGCCAUGGCUUCCAAGACGAUACUCCUAGCCGUGGCUUCAUUGAUUCUAAACUUUGACUGGUUCCUUGUGAACAACAACUUCAAUCCCGCGGACCUUAACAUGGAUGAGGCCUUGGAUUUCCCUGUGCACAAGAAAGAACCAUUGCAUGUUACUCUGAAGCUUCGUCAGCAGUUCAAGACUAUUUGACAUCACAAACUGAAGUAAUUAUUAUAUAAAUGGUAAUUAAAUAAAAUAAGAUGUGCUGCGUUUACAUCUUAAAAUAAUGCGUUUGAAUUUAUCUUAAGAAUUAUUUUGUUAAAGUAUGUUUUAAAUGUGGUAACUUAUAAAUCAG